Messenger RNA from Danio rerio (zebrafish), 1099 nucleotides. The record is from RefSeq and is a predicted model, not a curated record. Lineage: Eukaryota; Metazoa; Chordata; Actinopteri; Cypriniformes; Danionidae.
UUCAAACACUCUUCAUAGUCCCUCAGUAGUUACUGCAACACAAGGCACUUACUAGUAUAACAGACACACCCUACACAGUUUAAACAGCAAACAAUUCAAACAAAAGCAGGACUUUGUUAUGAGAACAACAGAGCGUGUAUGUUUGACCAUCGCAGUACAAGUGAGUGCUUGUUCUCAGGACUUGAAAUCUCCGCUCUUUGCACAAUCAAUGAAUAAGCAAGGCAUGCUGGGAUGUGUGUAACAUAUAGCCUGUUGGGCGGGUGAGAUUUAUACUUGGUGAGCUUUACUCGGCCACAUCAGCAUGAAGAUAAUACUCAGAUAAGGCAACGCUUCGCCACUCGCACAGGUAUAAAAGAGUGGCUCGGGGUAAAGUUAGGCCACUGUCAGGAUCACACAACAGUCUGUCAUCAUCAUGACCUUCAACGGGACCUGGAAAGUCGACCGCAAUGAGAACUACGAGAAGUUCAUGGAACAAAUGGGCGUCAACAUGGUGAAAAGGAAACUGGCUGCCCAUGACAACCUGAAGAUCACCCUGGAGCAGACCGGAGACAAGUUCAACGUGAAGGAAGUCAGCACUUUCCGCACACUGGAAAUUAACUUUACUCUGGGCGUCACCUUUGACUAUUCUCUGGCAGACGGCACUGAGCUCACAGGAUCCUGGGUCAUAGAGGGAGACACGCUCAAGGGGACUUUCACACGCAAGGACAACGGAAAGGUACUAACAACAGUCAGGACUAUCGUUAAUGGUGAACUUGUACAGGUGAGGAGUUGUUUCUUAUAUAUUAUGACGAAUGUUUGGAUUUCCUGUAAAGUAGUGUUCUCACUUUUUGCAUUUGCUUACAGAGCUAUAGCUAUGAUGGAGUCGAGGCCAAGAGGAUUUUCAAGAGGGCUUAAACUGUUAUCUGCACUCCCAAUGUCAAACUUACAACUGAAGUGGGACAAUAUGAAACUUUAUAGUGUUUGAAUAUUUAACCUGAAAAUAGCUUUAAUGAUUGGCAGCCCUAAAGUUUACAAAACAUUUAUGUAAAUCGUGUCAUUUGCACUGUGAGUUUUGAUAUUUAUGAUAAUAAAGCUAUCUUAAGGCCCUUUUGUGAAUGGA